Larimichthys crocea (large yellow croaker) is the source of this 2430-nucleotide messenger RNA. It is a transcript of the gene aurka, whose product is annotated as aurora kinase A. NCBI's taxonomy places the organism in Eukaryota, Metazoa, Chordata, Actinopteri, Sciaenidae. Gene Ontology annotation, molecular function: protein kinase activity; ATP binding. The transcript is spliced from 9 exons. The record is from RefSeq and is a predicted model, not a curated record. The coding region runs from base 354 to 1658 and encodes 434 amino acids. Gene Ontology annotation, biological process: protein phosphorylation.
UUUAAAGGUUUUGAACGGAGGGACGUUUGAAAUCAGACAAGCGGCGUUGGGGGGAAGUGUUAGCCUGCCUCUGAGCUUCAAAUCGCUCCUAAUAGUUUACUUUGAAUCUAAUUUACCUGCAUUUACAUUUUCACAACAUCGAUUUACAGGGAGACCUACUGCGAAAUCCACCUCGCUGUAGCCUCACAGUGGCUCUUUAUGUAAACUGUACGCAAACUACGCUCGUUAUCUGGCCGUUGUAUGUUAGCUGCUAGCUACCGAGGGUAAGCUAUCUGCUUUGAGAGCUACUCUGGGUUUGAUAAGUUACCGGUCAGCAUUUGCUCUCGACCACUGUGCAAUAACACAUUCAGAAUAUGGACUCUGCUGCCAAACUCAAGCUGACAAAGGACAUGAAGCUCCAAAGGCCCGAAGUGAAGCCAAAUGGUGACGGGCCAAAGCGGGUUCCUGUGUCCCAACAGUCGCAGAUGGCUGUGGUUACACCAACUCAGCAGUCGCGUGUCCUUGGUGUGUCAAAUGGACCUCAGCGUAUUCAGCGGCCCAUGAGCCAUCAGAAACCAGUGUCUCAUGUCUCUGCUACUGUCAAGUCCACACACCACACUGAUCAGAAUGUGAACCCUGCUAAUCAGAAAAGAAAUCCUGCGACUCAAAAAAGCAAUCCUGCACCGCAGCCCAAACCUACUUCGCUGCAACAAAACCAGCCAAAGACAAAUGUGCCCAAGGUGAACCCAGAGCCUGCCAAACCACCAUCAGAAUCUGCAAAGCCGGAGAAGCCACAGAACAAAUCUGCCAAGAAUGAUUCUGCAAACGCCUCUGCAUCAAACAAGCGAUGGAGCCUGGAGAAUUUUGACAUUGGCCGUCCUUUAGGAAAGGGUAAAUUUGGCAAUGUCUACCUGGCCAGAGAGCGACAGAGCAAGUUCAUCUUGGCACUGAAAGUGCUCUUCAAGAAGCAGCUGGAGAAGGCCGGAGUGGAGCAUCAACUGAGGAGAGAAGUGGAGAUCCAGUCUCACCUCAGGCACCCAAAUAUCCUGCGUCUCUACGGUUACUUCCAUGACCAAUCUCGUGUGUAUCUCAUCCUUGAGUUCGCACCCAGGGGUGAACUGUACGGCGAGCUGCAGCGCUGUGGAAAUUUUCCAGAGGAUAGGAGUGCCACAUACAUCAUGGAGCUGGCAGAUGCCCUCAACUAUUGCCACUCCAAGAAGGUGAUCCACAGGGACAUCAAACCAGAGAACCUGUUGCUCGGGUCCAACGGGGAGCUGAAGAUUGCAGACUUUGGCUGGUCUGUUCACACACCCUCCUCCAGGAGAUCCACGCUGUGUGGAACACUGGACUACUUGCCUCCGGAGAUGAUUGAGGGAAAAACUCACGAUGAAAAGGUGGACCUGUGGAGUCUCGGCGUCCUUUGCUACGAGUUCCUUGUUGGAAAACCACCCUUUGAAGCAAAAACUCACGAGGAGACCUACCGCAGGAUAUCGAGGGUGGAGUACACUUACCCUGCACAGGCUAACAUCAGUGCUGGAGCCAAAGAUUUGGUCGCUAAGCUGCUGAAGCACAACCCUAUGCACAGACUGCCCAUCCAGGGAGUCCUGUCCCACCCCUGGGUGGUUGAGUGCUCCACCAAGAAACCCACAACCAUGAACAACACAGAGCCCAGCCAAUGAGCCUUUUGGUUCCACUCCACCCAAUAUCUGAGGGCUGUACAUGCGAGGUUGGUGGAGUGCAGAACACCGGCUUUGAAACAUGUGAAACAUGAGCGCUGUGCAGCUGAUUCAUCAGAAUCUGCUCGUACUGAUACAUUGACUACAAAAUCGCUUCACGUGGAUGUGUUUGUCUGCAGGCAUCUUGAGCCACUUGGUUACCUUUCCUAACCUUUUAUCUUCUCGCGUUUCCUCGUCUUGCCAGUGGCAUUCUAUUGCCUGUAAAUAUUUUUUUUUUUUUGUGUAAUUAUGAGAAUUUUAUCGAGCUUUUCUAAAAUGCCAUUACUUGAAAUAAAAAUAAAUUAUCUUUCAUGGAAUAUGUCACUUUAGAAUUAAGCAGUAUAUAUCUGUCGUGUGUGGGGGGGGUACUUUCUAUGUUUUAUCUUAUUUGCAUUUCAAGCUCUCACUAAAUUGUCUCGAGGUCUUGGUUACCAAGGCUUUGCACUAAUGUCUGAGUGAGACGCUUCGAUCAGCACCCAAGUACUGUUUUAUCAAGCUCCUCCAGUGGCACGUGGCCAGCAGAGGGCCCCAGCAUACCACUAGAACUGAACUGGGAACACGUUACAUAUUUUAGAUAGUAUUAAUACCACCCACUGUUAAUAAACCUGUUCUACAGCACAUUGGAAAUGAUGUUCUGCAAUAAAAAUGGAAUGUAAAGAAGUUGUAGCUUAAGAGGAUUGUAUCAUGAUGUUUUGACAACAGAGAAAUUAAAGGGACUUGUAUCCAGACGUCUAAA